Molecule: messenger RNA, 2323 nt
Organism: Siniperca chuatsi (mandarin fish)
Lineage: Eukaryota; Metazoa; Chordata; Actinopteri; Centrarchiformes; Sinipercidae
Gene: dr1
Product: down-regulator of transcription 1
Exons: 3
Coding region: 709-1239 (176 amino acids)
Biological process (GO): negative regulation of transcription by RNA polymerase II; positive regulation of transcription by RNA polymerase II; RNA polymerase II preinitiation complex assembly
Cellular component (GO): negative cofactor 2 complex
Molecular function (GO): general transcription initiation factor activity; protein heterodimerization activity; core promoter sequence-specific DNA binding
Source: RefSeq, a predicted model, not a curated record
ACACCGUAUCCGGCCCUUUAUUUGACGUUGUAUCCGUACAAAUUUAAGCUAAUGUUGCACAGAAUAUAAUUGUAAAUGAACUGCUGGUAGCUUUAAGAUUGUUUGAGAUGUUGAAGUUAGCUCAUUUGGUCUAUGCAAGGAAGAGUAACCUGCAGUGUUGUGGCGGCUUUAUUCUACUCGUCUCUACUCAGCCAACUAUAUAGUUACAUAAGGCAGGGGCAGUUCAUUGUUAGCCUAGCUUUAGCCAUGCUCUCCGUCUCCGCGUUCACCUGCCUUCUGGGUUGCGGCUUGCUUGUGACAGGGACCACAGCUACUAGCUAGCUUGGUAGCUAGUUAGCUAAACAUAUUUUUUUCCAGUAUUGACGUUUUUUGUUCUCUUACUUGUGCUUUAGCGUUUCUUGGACCUUUCAUUUUCUGUCACAUUCCGUGUAACAGCGGUGGUCUGCAGAAACUGCACCUCGUAACAUUCGCUAUUAGCUUAGUUAGCAAGCUAGCCAGCCGGCUAACUUUGAGGAAACGUUUUUUUUUUUUUUUUUUUUUUUUUUUUUUUUUUAAUGACAUUUGAGUUGAUGUUGACGUUGUCUUGACCCGGGCAGUAUACGUUAACGCCAUCAACUCAAGAACGCCUAUCGUCUGCAAACGUUUUUCACCACUCAGUCAAGAACCGGAGCUUUAAUUUCUUAGGUUUGUGGUCAUUUGCCUGCCACGAUGGCUUCUUCCUCUGGAAACGACGACGACCUCACCAUCCCCAGAGCAGCUAUCAACAAGAUGAUUAAAGAAACUCUCCCUAACGUACGAGUGGCUAACGACGCCAGGGAGCUUGUGGUUAACUGCUGCACAGAGUUCAUACACCUCAUAUCCUCAGAAGCCAAUGAAAUAUGCAACAAGUCCGACAAGAAGACCAUAUCUCCUGAGCAUGUCAUCAAUGCCCUUGAGAGCCUUGGUUUCGCAUCAUACAUCACGGAGGUGAAAGACGUCCUGCAGGAGUGUAAAACUGUAGCUCUGAAGAGGAGGAAAGCCAGCUCUCGACUGGAGAACCUGGGCAUACCAGAGGAGGAGCUCCUCAGACAACAACAGGAAUUGUUUGCCAAGGCGCGACAGCAGCAGGCAGAGCUCGCCCAGCAGGAGUGGUUACAGAUGCAGCAGGCCGCCCAGCAGGCACAAAUGGCAGCAGCAUCUGCCAGCGCCGCCCAGCAGGCCGGUUCCUCUCAGGAUGAAGACGAAGAGGAUGACAUGUGAUCCCAGGAUGCCGUUCAACUUGUCAGAAUCCCCUCCUGGGACGGUGUUGGCGCACAGAUCUCCCAGUACUGUCAUCGGCAGAGACAUGAGACGUGUUUGACCGCUGGUAUACAUCAGUGUAACAUGGAUAAUGCACAUUGGAAUGGACAGUGACGAGAAAGAUGAAGGGGGAUUUCAAGAUAGCCACACGGUCAGAUACCAGUACCUGAAAUGAUUUGGAUUGAGAGGCUGUUAAAGUUUUUAAUUAAUCUCUUCUUCCCCCUUUUUUUCCCGGUUGCUUCUGUUUAAUUAUGUCUUGACAUUAUGUUGUGAGUGAUUUGUAGAUUUCUGGAUGUGUUGUGGACACGCUGAAGGCAGACGUUGCCUGGGAAAUGUCAGUGAAUUUUGGUGAUAAUGCAGCAAGUGUUCGCUCCUUCAGGUACUGCACCAGAAAGCUUACUUAUGUUGUCCGUUGUACUAGAUCACUUCUGGUGGUUUAGGAGAACUGCUCUAGAAUAAUUUCAGAGCAGUCGAUUUCUCCAUUCUUGUGGUUUGAUGUUCAUUUUUACAGAGAGGGCCCCCCCCCUUAGUAUAUUUGUUCAGCAGAGGAUCAUUUGAGGGGCUGUGAAUAUAGGAUUUUUUUUUUUUUUGUUUAAGUAGAGAAAUGGACGUUUUGUUUAAUUUUAGCUCAUUUAGUUACUUUACAUUGCAUUUUCUCUCUACCUUGAACCACCCACAGUAUUGCUAAUUAUCCACACCUUUCAGAAACUGAAUAUUUUUGUCUCAUAGAACCAAAGAUAGUGGACAUACUAACAGCCCAGAGUUAAGUGUUUUUUAAAGGUGUAGGUGCUACUGUGAUUCUCGUUGCUGACUCCAGGUCAGUGUAAACAAUGUAAAGGAUUAUUAACCUAUGACUUUGUAAGAUGCUUUGAUAUCCAGGCUGAAUUUGUUAUUUCCCUUUUCCUCGGGUGCAGUAUCAAACAUUUGCAUUGUGACUGUGGUCAAUCCUCAGUGUAAAGAAAAGUAACCUAGUUGUGACAUUCACUCGCCUAUCCUACAAAGUUGUAUUCUUUAAGCAAUAAAGGAAUCAUGUUUUUAUAUACAA